Molecule: messenger RNA, 942 nt
Organism: Parnassius apollo (apollo)
Lineage: Eukaryota; Metazoa; Arthropoda; Insecta; Lepidoptera; Papilionidae
Source: the annotation of a GenBank genome assembly
AUGGUGUACUUCAACAAAAUAUGCCGUGCCUGUUUAACUGCAAAAGAAUCUUUCAAGUAUUUUCUAUUCGACAUUGUUUCACCAAACAUGUACUCAUAUUGCACAUCAGUAGAAGUCCAUCAGAAUGAAGACUUGCCUAAAGAUGUAGAUUCACACAUUGCUAGUGAAGAUGAGUAUAGCAAUGAAUUUGAAAUGAGCCAUGUGAAAGCCGAACAGACUGAAGAUGGGCCAUGUAAAAACCAUGUAUUAGACAGUGAUAAAAGAGAAAUCGAUACUGCUAAUGCAUUACAAAUAAAAGAUGAAUUAUCUUGUGAUAAGUCUACAAAGAAAAAAAUGUCAAAAAGAUUAAAAAAGUUAGUCACGUCCGGCCUACUGGUUGUUAAAUCGGUGUCAAAAAUAAAUUUAUCCACAUCAAAGAAGCCGAAAAUAUUUUCAUGUAAGUUGUGCAAGAAAAUAUUUAGCCACCCCGAACGGUUUGAAGCACACAAAUUGGAGCAUGAGGGUAAAGAAGUACCAAUUUAUUGUGCACCAUGCGAUAAAACCUUCAUGACAUGGAGUGGUCUGUGGCGGCAUAACGAGAGCGAACAUACUCGCGUUAGCCUCGACAGCCUCAAGUGCCGCACUUGUGGCAAGACGUCCAAAAAUAAGCACACACUGCGCAUGCACGAGAAAACGCACGGUGAACGCAGUCCAUGUAUAUGCGACAUUUGUGGGAAAACGUUUGUGUCCACCACUGUAUUAAAGGCUCAUUUGGAAACCCACGAGGAAAACCGGGAGCGAAGGCACAAGUGCAAUCAGUGUGGCAAGAAAUUCUUUUCAAAUACAGUACUACUGUCUCAUAUAUCAAAACGUCACAGAGGUAGAAAAUUCAUAUGCCAAAUAUGCACAUAUUCUUUCUCAGAGAAGAGUAACUUGGGUUCUGUACUUGAAGGGUACAAAUAA